This is a messenger RNA of Armigeres subalbatus, 1092 nucleotides long. RefSeq lists its product as uncharacterized. Bases 1 to 1092 code for a protein of 363 amino acids. The record is from RefSeq and is a predicted model, not a curated record. Lineage: Eukaryota; Metazoa; Arthropoda; Insecta; Diptera; Culicidae. The transcript has a single exon.
AUGGUUCAAGCAGCCAUUCGCUCGCGGAUUUCGGAUUUCUCGCGAGACAGGAGGUUCCUGGUAUUACCCAAGGUGAUCGCAAAUCUACCUACAACAUCAAUCAAUACGGAGCGGUGGGUUUUACCAAAGGGGAUUGAGCUUGCGGAUCCAGCAUUUUCACGUCUAAGGGAAGUCGACAUCGUGUUAGGUAUCGAGGCCUUCUUUGAAUUCUUCAAGUCAGGACGAAGGAUCACAAUCGGUAAAAACUUACCAAGCCUUACGGACUCAGUGUUUGGCUGGGUAGUUUGUGGUGGGUGCUCAAUUCCUAGCGAAUCCCUUCAAAUCAACUGCCACUUCUCAACAUCCAAGGAUCUGGAAAAGUUGAUGGCGCGAUUCUGGUCCUGCGAGGAGGUGGAAUUUUCGGAUACCUGUUCGCUAGAGGAGAAGAAGUGUGAAGAAAUUUUCCAGCGUGGAGUUCAGAGAAAUACAGAGGGUCGUUACAUUGUUCCAUUACCUAAAAACGAGGACGUUCUUCCAAACCUGGGCGAGUCUAAGGAUAUCGCAUUCCGACGUCUUCUUGGCACGGAAAGAAGACUGGCGAGGGACGCUCACUUGCGGGAGCAAUACAUUGCCUUCAUGGACGACUACCUGAAAUUGGGACACAUGCGCAAGGUUGAGGAAGCUACAGAGGACAAGAUUAAAAGAUGUUUUCUACCGCAUCAUCCGGUGGUCAAGGAGGCCAGUACCACCACCAAGGUCAGGGUGGUCUUCGAUGCUUCUUGCAAAACGUCAUCUGGAGUGUCCUUAAAUGAUGUACUUCUGGUAGGGCCAGUUGUACAGGAGGAUUUGAGAUCAAUUAUUCUUCGCAGCCGAACAAAGCAGGUGCUCCUCGUGUCGGACGUGGAGAAGUUGUUUCGGCAGAUCCUCGUUCUGCCAACGAAUCGGCCAUUCCAAUCUAUACUAUUCCGGUUUGCUCCGGAGGAGGAAGUUGCAGUGUACGAACUCAACACCGUUACAUACGGAACCAAACCCGAACCCUUCAACAGUUGGCUGCUGACGAAGCCGAUCGUUUACCGCUCGCGGCAAGAGCCAUUCGUGGAGACGUUUAUAUGA